Messenger RNA from Monodelphis domestica (gray short-tailed opossum), 4189 nucleotides. RefSeq names its product MFNG O-fucosylpeptide 3-beta-N-acetylglucosaminyltransferase (gene MFNG). Gene Ontology annotation, cellular component: membrane. The record is from RefSeq and is a predicted model, not a curated record. NCBI's taxonomy places the organism in Eukaryota, Metazoa, Chordata, Mammalia, Didelphimorphia, Didelphidae. Gene Ontology annotation, molecular function: glycosyltransferase activity.
GCAGCUGCCAGGGCUCCCUGGAAGGCCAAGGAACCCCGCCCAGCACAUAAAAGGAAUGGGCGGGGCUCGGGCUGGCCCUGGCAGCCUUGGCUGCCGGCCGGCCCACUGGCUGCAGAUCGAGCAGGUGGGGUGUGGGAGCGUGGACCCCAGUGCACUCCUCGCCUCUCCUCUCCGGAGUAAGCCGAGGAGGCCCUCUGGGUCUGGGAGUUCCCCCUUGGCUCCUCCUCCUCCCUGCCUUGACCCUCAUGCCUGCCGGACCUAGGACUCUGAUUGGUUCUCCAUCCCUGUUCCUUGGGGAAGAGAGGAUUGAUUUGGGACUUUGGGGUUCCCAAAGGCGGAGGGGCUCCCCCAUCUGUCCGCCUAGCACCCAAUGCGGCCUCGCCUCCUCCACGGGCUCUCUGGGGUCUCUGUCACCCUCCUCUGGGUGGCGCUCGUCUCCGUGAGGCACAGGACUCCUGCACUCAGUGGGACAGCCCCUGGGGAGAAGAGCUCCAGGCUGCGGGCCCUGGCACUCACAGAGGUCUACAUUGCUGUCAAGACUACCCAGAGCUACCACGGGUCUCGGUUGACACUGCUGCUGGACACUUGGAUCUCCAGGGCAAGGAAUCAGACCUACAUCUUCACUGAUGGAGAAGACCAAGCCCUCCAGGAGAGGACAGGGUCCCACCUAGUGAUCACAAACUGUUCAGCGGAGCACAGCCACCCAGCCUUGUCCUGCAAGAUGGCUGCCGAGUUAGAUGCUUUCUUGGCCAGCAGGCUGAGUUGGUUCUGCCACUUGGAUGAUGACAAUUACCUGAACACAGAGGCCCUGCUGACACUCCUGUCCUCCUUCUCACCCACCUGGGAUGUAUACAUUGGGAAACCAAGUCUGAACAGGCCCAUCAGGGCUUCAGAACCAAUGUCCAACAACCAGACGAGGCCAGUACAAUUCUGGUUUGCUACAGGUGGAGCUGGUUUCUGUAUCAACAGAAAAUUGGCCAGGAAGAUGGUGCCAUGGGCCAGUGGCCCCAAUUUCCUGAGUACCUCUACUAUGAUCCGCCUACCUGAUGACUGCACUGUGGGUUACAUUGUCGAGUGCAAGCUGGGACGCCGCCUGCUCCCCAGCCCUCUGUUCCACUCCCACUUGGAGAAUCUGCAGGCUCUUGGGGCUGCCCAGCUUCCAAAUCAGGUUACUCUCAGCUAUGGAAUCUUUGAGAAGAAACUUAAUGCCAUUGACCUGGAUGGUCCCUUCUCUCCACAAGAAGACCCAUCCAGGUUUCGAUCCCUCCAUUGUCUCCUCUACCCUGACACUUCCUGGUGCCCACAGCAGGCUACUCAGUGACCCCUGACAUUUCUUUCUUGGGACAAAGGCCAAGGAAGAACUUUGGAUAUUGUAUCACUUAUAGAAGAUCUGAGGGUCAUCCCUAGCCCAACUUUUUCUUCUGCAAUGGGAUCCUCAGGGCUCUCUGGUCCUCAGGGAAGAACAAAAGUAUUGUCAGUAGUGCGUUUCCUGACUUCCUUCAGGAUGACAUCUGGUUUUGGAUAGUGACUAUCAUCUAAUCCAAGGCAUCUACUGAUUUCCCUUAUUUAGGGGACACCAUCUCUUCCAGGAGACCUAAUGAAGUAUUGGGUAGCUAAGGAACCUGGCACGGCUGAGUUGGGAGGUGGAAAGGGCCAGGCUCCUUUCAGGCAUAUGGAGGAUGAGUCAAGCAGAGGGUUAGAAUUAGGGUGAGGGACAAGGGACAGUCCUUUGAGGAAAAGGGGCCAGAAGAUGUCUCUAUAUUCCUGGGGUGGGAGGUCCUUAUUGAUCUAAAGAGGGCAAAGCAAAACUCCUAGCUGGAUCUUAGGUCAGGAUUGUCCCUCUUUGGACCUCAGUUUCCUUAUCUGAAAAAUGAGGGAAUCAGGUUUGAUGGUUUCCAAGUUGUAUCCCAUUUCCUUCAUUCUGUGAGCUCUUAGCUCCGACUAUAUUUUCAGGUCCCUAACCUCAGUUUUGACAUUCUAUAUUCUGAGGGUCCCCCCAUUGCUGACAUUUCAUGUUUUGAGGUACCUUCUAACUUUGACAUUCUAUAACUCCCUCUCUACUCACCCAGAUUCUUGUUGGGGCCCUACUCCUCAGGCUGACAGGAAAUCCCUUUGAAUUGGGCUCAUGACUCAGUAGAAUAAAAUGAGACACUAGGGCUGUGUCACAGAAUGGGUCCUUCUCUCAAAACCUCUGUAUGCUAAGGCUCAUCUCAAGACACUUCUAGCAAUCCCCCUAAGGCUCUAAGUGGCAGAGGACUUACUUAUUUGCAUUGGCAAAGGAAGUUCCCUCAUUUGGGAAUUCCCUACACCAAUGAAGCAGCUAGGUUGCACAGUGGGUAGUGCUGGCCCUGGAGUUAGGAGGACCUGAGUUCAAACCUAGCCUUAACUACAUAAUAGCUAUGUGACCUUGAGAAAGUAAUUUCACCCCGAUUGUCUCAGUUUCCUUAUCUGCAAAAUGAACUGGAGAAGGAAAUAGUAAACCACUCCAUUUCUCUGCCAAGAAAACUCCAAACAGGGUCAUGAAGAAUCAGACAUGACUGGAAAAUGACAGAACACUAUACACCAAAGUAAUUGCAAGUCCUAUUCCCCUCAAAAAGCAUCUUGCUAUAGGGUCCAAAGAGCAGGAGAGCCAAUGUGGAGCUGAGUUUGCAGACUUGGAUACCAUCCAUGCUACCUUAGCCCUUCUACUUGUCCUAUAUCCUUCUCCAGUGAUCAGUCCUAGGAUUUAGAACAGGCAUUAGCACCUUACAGGUGACAUGAUUUCACUCUCUUUACAGAGAAGAAAACUGAUCUGGGGAGAGAAAUUGAUUUGCCCAGCUCACAUGGGGAGAGCUUAGCACCCACAUCUUCUCAUUCCCAAUCCAAUGCCUUUUCCACUUCUGGACUUCAAGCCACCUUCUAGUUGUGAUGUGCCAUGAUGAUUGUAGCAGCGUAUGUGGUCUGGUGGCAAGGAAAGAGGGGAGAGUCAAUAGACACAGACCCUUAGCUCGGCUCUUUGGUCCUAAAAUGGGAAUGGGUUCGAGUUGGAAUGUGAGAUGAAUAGGAUGCCAUCUGGUUAAAGCUGAGCCAAGUUACCAGAAAUAAGGUAUAGUAAGGGAGGUCUGGGAAGAGAAAUAAUCCAGGACCUGGUACAUAGUAGGUACUUGAUAAAUUGAUUGCUUGAUGGGGUGUUUAGGGAGCCACCGAAUGGGAUGAGGGGGAGAUUAAAGCAUUCCUGUUUUAUUGAUGCUAUUUUCUUUUACGUUGCUGACAUUUCCCAGUGCACUUUCUCUUCCCUAACCACAAAAUCCUGUAGCAUACUCUCCCCAUACAAAAUAGGACAGUUAAGCAAAACAAAUCAAUACAUUGUCCUUGUCUGAUGACAUAUGUUUCAUUUUUCACCUGUAGUUCCCUACUUCUCAGGCAGAACAAACCAAUACAUUGACUGUGUCUGACAGAAUAUGCCUCAUUCCCUGCCUGUAACUCUCCACCUUUCAGUUUUUCAGUCAACAAGCAUUUAUUUUCUCUCUUCCCUCCCCUGACCCACAAUUUAAAGGAAAAAAAAAGAGGGAAAAAUCCUUGUAACAAAUUUGCUUAGACAAGCAAACAAAUCCCCUCAUUAUCCAUGUCCAAAAACAAUGUGAGUCAUUACUUUUCUGGCAGGAGAUGGGUAGUAGGUUUCAUUGAGAGUCCUCUGCAAUUGUUGUGCAUCAUUGUGUUGAACAGAGUUCCCAAAUCUUUAAAAAAUUUUCAUCUUUACAAUGUUAUUGUUACUAUAUAAAUUAUUCUCCUGGUUCUGAUUACUUCACUCUACGUCAGUUCAUACAAAUCUUCACACAUUUCUUUGAAGCCAUUCAUUUUGUUGUUUCUUAAAAAACCCCAACAAAACAAAACCCAUUACCUUCUGCCUUGGGACCAAUGUUAAAUAUUGAUCCCACAGCAGAAGGAAAUGGAAGUUAAGUGACUUGCCCAGGGUCAUACAGCUAGGACAUGCUCAAGUUCAGAUUUGAAUCCAGGACCUCCUGUCUCCAGGCUGAGUUUUCUAUUCUCUGAGCCACCUAGCUGCCCCUCCUUCAUCAUUUCUUACAGCAUAAUAGUAUUCAAUAAUAUCUGCUAUAACUUCAACUAUUCUCCAAUGGGUAUUUUUACUGUCUGGCAUAAGAAACCAUUACACUGGCAGUGUCUGAUUACAUACAUAUAUUUCAUUCCU